UGGUUAACCCCUCGAUUACAUCAGCGAAGUUCCCCUCAAAAGAUUGGUUGCAUUAAUGUUGUGCCGAGACUUAAGAUUACAAACAAUAAUCAAAAUCAAACAACAAAUGGUGAGAUGUAUAGUGAAGUUAAUACCGGGGAUACGGAGGACACCGGCACUCAAUACCCAGUCUCCACCACCACUCCGACCAACACAAGUGGCACUCAAUCGUCAUUCCUAUCUUCAAAACCAAUAUAUGAAACACUGGACGAGAUGUUGGUUCGAGUCAAUGAUUUAUUCGACAAAAAGCCCAUCAAUGGCCGUGUACUAUCUGUCGAGACGGUGCCCAUACCGGUCGAGUGUAACAACUUUUCGGUGGACACCGAGCAGUCCUACUGGUCGGACGAGUGCCAGAAAAAUAACAACUCGGUGUUUAUUUUGCGCAUAUAUUUUGAAUACGGAAACACCGCUCGGGAACGGCUGGAGAUCAUUGAUUUCAUACCCCGGGUCCAGAUAUGGGACGCACCGCUCGCUGUGCCCAUCUAUGAGUCCUUUUCCAGGGGGCACCGGUAG
Molecule: messenger RNA, 552 nt
Organism: Medioppia subpectinata
Lineage: Eukaryota; Metazoa; Arthropoda; Arachnida; Sarcoptiformes; Oppiidae
Source: the annotation of a GenBank genome assembly